This is a messenger RNA of Gastrolobium bilobum, 970 nucleotides long. RefSeq lists its product as uncharacterized. Bases 64 to 762 code for a protein of 232 amino acids. Lineage: Eukaryota; Viridiplantae; Streptophyta; Magnoliopsida; Fabales; Fabaceae. The transcript has 2 exons. The record is from RefSeq and is a predicted model, not a curated record.
ACUUUGAAGGGAAAUUGUUAGCUUUUGCAUAAAAGAGCACAAUCAGCUCUGAAACGUGAAGAGAUGGAAUGGAAGAAGUGUUAUUUGGAUGUGAUAUUGGUUCCCUUGGGAUUUUUCUUAAGCAUUGGUUAUCAUUUUUGGCUGUGGCAUAAGGUUCGGACUCAGCCACACACAACCAUCAUUGGCAUCAAUGCUAGUGGCCGUCGGAAUUGGGUUAAUACCAUGAUAAAGGACAAUGACAAGAAAAACAUCCUGGCUGUUCAAUCAUUAAGGAACACAAUCAUGGGUGCGACCCUAAUGGCCACAACCUCCAUCCUACUAUGCUCAGGUUUAGCAGCAGUCAUAAGCAGCACCUACAGUGUGAAGAAACCACUCAAUGACGCAGUUUAUGGGGCUCAUGGGGAGUUCAUGGUAGCACUCAAAUAUGUCACUUUGCUAACUAUUUUCCUCUUCUCAUUCUUCUGCCACACUGUGUCUAUAAGGUUCAUAAACCAAGUGAACAUCCUAAUCAACACCCCUCAGGACCCCAUGUCCCUUGUGACCCCAGAAUAUAUAUAUGAAAUCUUAGAGAAAGGUUUCAUUAUGAACACUGUGGGAAAUAGGCUCUUCUAUUCAGGACUUCCUCUGUUGCUUUGGAUCUUUGGCCCUGUGAUGGUGUUCCUGUGCUCUCUAACUAUGGUCCCACUACUUUACAACCUUGACUUUGUGUUCACUAGUGGGAAGGGAAAGAUGGACGAGAAUCAAAACAGGGAUUUUGUAUGAAAUAUAAUGUAAUAAUUUAUUAUGUAUGUUAAGUAACAAUUGAAGUUGGUCAUCUUUUUUUUUUUUUUUUUAAUGAUCAUAUAGUAUGCUCUGCCCAAUGUAACGAGCAUUCAGAUGGGAUUUUGAUGUGGAUCGUGAGUACAAAGCAUAUAUCAAACGUGGUGCAUAUUUUUGUUUAGCUUGGUACUUUUGCAGGAUAUAUAAAAGU